AUGAUCGACGUUCUCAUCAUUGGCGCGGGGCCCAGCGGGCUCUGCGCCGCCAAGACGCUGCUCCAGCAGGACGCCGCCGCCAAGGUAGUGCUGAUCGACGCGCGAACGACUGCCGGCGGCGUGUGGGCGCGCGAGAAACUGUACCCGACACUGCGGACCAACAACCUCUUCGCGAGCCUCGACUUCACCGACUUCCCCAUGGACACGGCGCGCUUCGGCGUCGGCCCCGGCCAGCACAUCACGGGCGACCAAAUGCACGCCUACCUGACCGGCUACGCCGAGCACUUUGGCAUUGCCGACAAGAUCCGCUUCAACACCAAGGCCGUCAACGUUGGGCGGCGAGAUGGCAGUGGCGCGGCUGGCGGCGGAUGGGACGUCGAGCUCGAGGGAGGCGAGGUGCUGCAGUGCCGCAAGCUGGUCGUGGCCACGGGCGUGCUCAACGAGCCCAAGCUGCCGCGCAUCGACGGCAUCGAGUCGUUCGGCACGCCCUUCCUGCACUCGUGCGACCUGGGCCCGCAGGCGCACACGCUGACCGGGGACCCGCAGAUAUCGACCGUCGCCCUGCUGGGCGGCGGCAAGUCGGCCUACGACGCCGUCUACCUGGCAGCCACGUCGGGCCACCGCGUCGAGUGGAUCAUCCGGCGGUCAGGCCGGGGCCCGUCGUGGGUGUUCCCGACGCACACGAUGCUCGGGCCAGUGCGGGCGUGGCGCGAGCAGCUGGUGCUGCGGCGCGUGCUGAGCUUCAUGUCGCCGUGCGUGUUCCCCGACUUCUCCGGCCUGGGCUGGCUGCGGCGCUUCCUGCACGCGUCGGCCGUCGGCAGGUUCGUGGCGUCCAAGUUCUGGGCCGCCAUCCACGCCGACACGGUGCGCGACUGCCGCUUCGGCGCCGACCCGCGCUUCGGCGUGCUCGAGCCCGAGCACGGCCCGUUCUGGUACGGCACGUCGUCGGGCACGCUUAACUACGAAAUCGACUUUUUGGACCUGGUCAGCUCCGGCCGCGUCCGCAUCCACCGCGCCGACAUCUCGCACGUCUCGCACCGCACCAUCCAUCUCGUGGCUGAGGAGCGCAAUACCGCCGCAGAUGCAGGCGUGGACGCGCUCGUUGCCGCGACGGGCUACUCGUCCAAGCCGUCCAUUUCGUUCUCGCCCGCGACGCUGCUCGGCGAUCUCGGCGUGCCAACGACAACACUCGACACGGAGCAGGCAGCUUUCUGGGCAAAGCUAGAUGCCGAGGCAGACGACACAAUCCGGCGGCAGUUCCCCCAACUCAUCCCCGGACCCGGCCGCAGCGCCGUACAACGCUCGACGACGCCGUGGCGGCUGUACCGCGGCAUCGCGCCGCCGAACCUCGCGGCGGCGGGCGACCGGUCGCUAGUGUUUGUCGGCAUCUUCAGCAACAUCGCCAACACGAUGCGGCUAGAGGUGCAGAGCCUGUGGGCGGCGGCGUACCUGAGCGGCAAGAUUGCGCACCUCGACGACGACGACGACGACGACGGCUCUCAAGAAGAGCAGAAGAAGGACCGCAUCUACGCCGCCACGGCCCUCGCGCAGCGCUGGGCCAUGUACCGCGCCCCCUUGGGCCACGGCGCGGCUUACCCCGACCUCGUCUUCGACCAGCUGCCGUACUUCGAUUUGCUACUGCACGACCUCGGGCUCGAGACGCGCCGCAAGCCGACUGCGCUCCGCGAGCUGUUCGAGGCGUAUUCCCAGGAUGACUAUCGUGGGAUUGUUGACGAGUGGCUGGCGAAGCAGACCUAG
Lasiosphaeria miniovina is the source of this 1758-nucleotide messenger RNA. RefSeq lists its product as uncharacterized. The transcript is spliced from 2 exons. The coding region runs from base 1 to 1758 and encodes 585 amino acids. The record is from RefSeq and is a predicted model, not a curated record. NCBI's taxonomy places the organism in Eukaryota, Fungi, Ascomycota, Sordariomycetes, Sordariales, Lasiosphaeriaceae.